AUGGAGCGCUUUCCGUAUUUUGCUGCUGUAUCCAUUAUUAUAACUUCUCGCAAUAGGAGCGAAGAGUUAAUCCCUCUGUCUUCUCUUCAGGAGCUGAACGGCGGCCACGGACAUCUCAAUCUCCGCAUACAACUCGUAACAGUAAUGGAAAAGUUGGGACACUCGUUGAAAGCGGUGACAAGUAAUGUUAUGGAUCUUUUGAUAGCCGACACUAUAGUCCACCUAUCUCUUGAGCAGAUCUCAGUCAUGAUCAGAGAAUUCGAUCCAGCUAUCUUUUCUUCCCUUGAUGCCCACUGCGCUCUAGAGCAGCAGCCGACGAGAUAUUCUGAUGAAAUAUCGAAAGAUUUUAACGCGUGCCUUUCCAAAGUUUUGAAAAUGAAAUGGCCCUCAACAAAAGAAGUUAGCGGUACCCUGAACUCUUUGGUGUCAGUAUAUUGCAGUCUUCCGUUGCACCUCGCACCUCCAUACUUUAUGCAUAAGUAUCUCAUUUCCUCCAUAUUGUUCUCAAAUAUUUAUCAAUCUGCUGACAACAAGAUAUUCGUAUCUUGCCUCAAAGUCAUCGAAAAACUAACUAGGAGUAUCCGAAUUCUACCAUUGAAGACCACUUUAUUACGCAAACUCUGUGACAGCUGGUUAGCUCUCGUUGAGGAGUCAUCUGUUCCUGACUUUUGUAGAGACAUUGCAAAUGCUCUGAGUGGAAUUUUUUCGCUCAGUACAUCUGAUACAGGGUCACAAAUAUGCCCAGCACUGGAGGUUUUCGAAGGCACUGGCUACAAUACUUGUUCCAGGAAAGCUGUCAGUCUAUACGUCUUAUUCAAGUCCACUAACUGGGACAAAUUGACAGAAGAUAAAAAGGAAAACAGAUUGAUACUGGAAAAGGUAAUACUACUAAAAUGUUUUUUGCUGUUCUCAUUCAGCUUUUGAGA
This is a messenger RNA of Cylicostephanus goldi, 926 nucleotides long. NCBI's taxonomy places the organism in Eukaryota, Metazoa, Nematoda, Chromadorea, Rhabditida, Strongylidae. The record is from the annotation of a GenBank genome assembly.